AAGCUGCCAAUCUAAUAAUAUGUGGAUAAAAAUGAUCUGCACCGGCGACCCAUGAUGAACAAGGAAAAGCCAGUUGAAGAAUAAGUUCAUUCCAGAUUGUCAGCCAAUGUUUAGUCUUCCCUUUUCCCUCGUGAUGGAACUACAGCAUCACCAUUUAGUUUUGGUAAUUCUUGUGUGUUUCACAACAGUGAGUUUUUAUAAAGUUAUAUCCACCGAUAAAGGAUAUUACUACAGACCUACCACGUCCUUUGCAACAAGCACGAAGAUUUCAGACGUUGAUGUGUGUCGCUCGCUAUUCACUAUUAAUGGCGUUCCUAGCAAGAACGUUUUCCGCCAUGUUGCCACGAGCGAGACACCCGGGGCAAAAUCCAGGGCUACCGUAACCUACGGCGAGGAAGAGAUCGCUGCUGCUGCCAGGGGAGUGCGGCACUUGGUGCACAAGAGGGCGUCAUCCUCGGGGCCUGACACGGCCGACUAUCGCGUCCUCGGCGCCCUUCUGCCCAAUCUCGUGUCCUUCGAGCACCUCAAAGGAGAGGGCGAAGCCCCGGCCGGGACGAAGCAGGGUCAGCCGAGGCCGCACGUCCGAGGGGGAAGCAGAAUCGACGCCGGCGGAGGCGUGUUGCCCUUCGUGCCGUGCGUCAUCGCGCCCUACGACCAGCCGGCCUCCUUCGCCACCUGCGUCAGGAGGAGGCUGGAGGAAAAGGGCUCCUUCUGGAUCUAUUUCAUGGGGGACUCCAAAAUUAGACACGUGUUCCUGCAUUUAUUGGAUCGGACUGACAAGAUAUUCCGCUACAGGAUUGAGUGUAAGAACGAAACGAUGACGUACAGAGAGUUGGACAGACGAAUAGGCGAGAUGAGGUGGGAGACCAUGGAGGCCGUGGCCCCGCUGUUUCCGGGCCUGCGUGUCACCAACAGGUUCAGCAUGUUCGAGGAACACCGGCCAUCCAAGUUCUCGAAGUCGAAGGAGCUGAGGCAGCUUCAGCGCUGGUCCGAAGGCGCUGAGGAUCUUCCCGACCUGCUGAUUGUAGGCUACACUUCCUGGAUGCUGCAGCAGACCCGCCUGUAUGACAACACUACAUCUCGCUCCAUACACGAUGUGCUGGCGAUGAUGCUCGAAAUGCACCGUUACGUUGUGCCUCGUCUGGAAAAGAUAUCAAAGGCCACGCGAGUCAUCGUGCUGUCCCAAAGCCGCCAGCGUCCUCACUCCCCGAAUAAGUUCAACAGAAGGGCGACCUUCAGCAACGUGAACCUCGAAUGGAGUGAAAUGACGUUCUUGCACUUGAUGCGAGCAUACAGAGAGGGUCAUGUCUUCGUUCCUCGUGACGGGCAGCAGGCAGACGCCCAGGACAGCGAGCACGAAACGAAUCGUCAGGGAUCGUUCGACUGGAAUCAUGCAGAGAAGACGCGGCAGUCCACACACAAUCAGGAUCGUGAUUUCAGUAACGAACCGCAAGACAGAGGCGCUGCAGACGAUGGAGAACUCCUCCCCGGUAACAACCAUAGGCACGGCCAACGACUAAAAGACCACUCAGUGUCGUACCGGGACCAUCUGAUCCCUGCAAUGUCCACGCCGGGCCUGUGGUGGUGGGACUCGAACCUCCCGAUCAACUUGGCGGAGAUCGAAGAGUGCAACGAGCUUCACCGUCGAGACCUGACUGGUGACGUGGCUUACACAGGUCCUCCUCUCGUUUGCAGGGACGAUCACCACGCCGGACCGGGCACGUCUUCUGAUCUCGUUACCAUGUUACUGAACCUAGUAUGUAAUUCCGUCUUAGGUAUGUCUGAGAUAUUCUGUUGCACGUGA
Molecule: messenger RNA, 1804 nt
Organism: Penaeus monodon (black tiger shrimp)
Lineage: Eukaryota; Metazoa; Arthropoda; Malacostraca; Decapoda; Penaeidae
Exons: 5
Coding region: 107-1804 (565 amino acids)
Source: RefSeq, a predicted model, not a curated record